UAUACUACUAUUUUUUAAUAUUUAUUAUUUACGUUAUACAAUCAUAAUAUACUUUUAAGUUUUAACUUAUAGCUUUUAAGAAUUGUUUUAAAUUUGUCGUAGUACGUAGAAUGUUCAUCAGCUUUACGUACGGAUUUCGUAUUGGUGUCUUGAGAAAUCCUUCAUUUUAUUACAUCGAAUUCUUAUGUUAUUGCAUCGUGCUGGACACCUGCAAAAAUAUAGUGUUAAUUGAACAGCCAUAAAAUAUCGCUUAAAAGCCUGUGAUUCUACAAUGGAGCAGAACAACGAUACAUUAGGUGUCGAAGAUGUUGUGUUUAUGCUGCUUGAAACAUUAAAGUCUAAUGGCACAUUUGAUGAAAUCCGUAGGCAUUGUAUUACUGAUAUCGAUGCUAAGCCAACUUACCAAAAUUGGAAACAGCGCAUAGAAUCAAAUGUCAAAAAAUUCUUAAGUAAACAGAAAUAUACACCGGAAUUAAAUAAAAACACUGUUCGUGAACGUCUUAGAAAACAUUUACUUGAUGGACGUGAAACUCAGGAUAUUGAAGAAGGAGCUGAUAGAAUCCUUACUCAAGUACUUGCACCCCGUUCAUUAAGUAUUUUUGAACCUAAAAUAGCAGUUGCUGUUGAUGAAUACUUGGGAAUCAAAAAUGAAGCACCUCCAAUUGAACUAAAUGGAUUAAAAGAAUCUAGUAUGAAUUUAAUAAAAGCAUCUAAUAUUGAAAUUAGCACUGUUCGCAAUCCUAAAAUAGAUUUUAUCCCAGAUGCUGAAAACAUCGUGUGUGAUAAAACACUUAAAGGUGAUGGAAAAGACUUGAGAUCAGACAAAAAAGAAAAAUCUUCAAGUCUUUGUAAAGAGCCAAAGACAUUAAACGGCAAUCAAAGUGAAGAUGAAAAUGAUGCAGGAGGAUCUUCAAAACAAAAAAGUAGCCAACACAAAAAUAAAACUUCUACAUCUGACAAGUCUAAGUCUUCCUCUAACAAUCAUAAAAGUAGUAAAAAAGAUAAUAAUUGUAAAGAAGUUGUUGAAAAAUCUAAAAAUCUAAUUGAAAAAUCUAAAGAUGUCAUUAAUAAGCCUAAGGAUGUCGUUAAUAAGUCUAAAGAUGUUAGUAAGCCUAACGAUAUUGUUGACAAAUCUAAGGAUAUUGUUGAAAAAUCUAAGGAUAUUGUUAAUAAGCUUAAAGAUGUUAGUAAGUCUAAAGAUAUUGUUGAUAAAUCUAAGGAUAUUGUUAAUAAGCCUAAAGACAUUGUUGAUAAACCUAAAGACAUUGUUGAAAAAUCUAAAGACAAUGUUAAUAAGCCUAAAGACAUUGUUGAUAAGUCUAAGGAAAAAUCAUUUUUAUCAAAGAAUUCUAAUAGUUCAAGUCAUAAAAGUAACCGAACAGAUAGGAAAAGAACUAAACGUUCUCUUGAAGAGAAAAAAAAAUCGUCUAGUCUUUGUAAAGAGCCUAAAUUAUUGAAUGGUCAUCGAAGUGAUGAUGAAAGUAAUUCAGGAGGAUCUUCAAAACACAAAAGUACUAUACACAAAAAUAAAAGUUCUUCAUCUGACAAGACCAAAUCAUCCUCAAGUAAUCAUAAAAGUAGUAGAAGAGAUAAUAAUAGUACAGACGUUGUUGAUAAGUCUAAGGACAAAUCUUUGUCAAAAAAUUCUAGUAGUACUGACAUUGUAAAUAAAUCUAAAGACAAAUCUUUGUCAAAGAUUUCUAAUAGAAUCGUUGAUAAGUCUAAAGAUAAAUAUUUAUCGAAGAAUUUAAGUAGUACUGACUUUGAUAGGUCUAAAGACAAAUCUUUGUCAAAGAAUUCUACUAGUUCUGACAUUGACAAGAUUAAAAAGAGAUCUUUGUCAAAAAAUUCUAGUUGUAUAGACAUUGUUGAAAAGUCUAAAAACAAAUCUUUGUCGAAGAAUCCCAGUAGUACAGAUGUAAUUGACAGUUCUACAAUUAAAUCCUCUUUAAUAAAAAAUACUAAAUGCACAGAUGUCGUUGAAAAAACUAAAGACAAAUCUUUGUCAAAGAUUUCUAGUAGCUCAAGUCAUAAAAGUAAUCAUACUGACACUAAAAGACUUAAACUUUCUCAAGCGGUAACAAAUGAAUCACUUACAAAUAAAGUUAGUGAUGAAGAAAUGAAACCAAAAGAAUCAGAAGAACCAGAAAAAUCCGAAUGGAACGAUUUUCGAAAUUCUAUUAUGACAAAUGAUGAACAAGAUGCAGCAAAUGUAUUGUUAUCAAUGAGUGCAAUUUCUUAUGAAAGUUCUCAUAGUGAAAUUAUAACAGAAAAUAUAAUUUUUAUAGAAAAUUCUUCUCCUAUUAUUGAAACCUUUAAUACAACUAAAACAGUAAAUGAAUUAGAAAUUGAAGAAAAUUCUGAUCAAAUGAAAAUUCUACCAUCUAGUGAUAAUGAUGAUAUUAAAGAAAACUGUCAAUUAAAACCAAAUAAUUUAGAUGCAUCACAAUCGCUAAAUUCUAUGAAAAGUAUACCAAACAUCGGCCAUUUGUUAGAGAAAGAAUGUUCUGUUGAUAUUGAAAGAUUACCAUGUAAAGAUUUAAAAUUGGAAUGUAGCUCUGUUAAUAGUGUUGAUAUAACAGAAGAACAUCAAAAACCAGAUGAAAUAGUAGUGGAUGAAAAAGAAUUUAAAAUAUUAAUUGAUGAAAUAAAUUUGGAAACAAGUGAAAAUGAAAAAACCAGUGAAUAUACUAAUUCUAAUGAUAUUCUAAAAGUACCUAAACUAAAAUUAAAACUAUUACCAAAUCAAAUUGAUUCCAUAAAUAAAAUUAAAAGAAAAAAACAUCAUAAACAUAAAGAAUCUAAAAAAUUGAAACUUUCAAAAUCGUUAGAUAUUCCUAUUGAAGUUAGUGUUUCUGUUAGUGUAUCUACAAAUGAAAUGUGUGAUAAAAUAGAUCAAAAAUCUAACAAUGGCAUAGAUGUAAUAAUGAAUGAUUCUGCAAGUACCUUAUCCAAUCAAAUAUUACACAAGGAAAUAGAAAAUAAUAGUGUGAAAGUGUUAGAUGAUGACGAAUCACUUUACACCUUCAAAGGAUUUUCUGAAGCAGAUGCUAUUCCAUGUAAAAACUAUAAACUAUUAAAAAAUGUGAUCAAAACCUUACAAAUACAGAUGAAUAAACAUGAUGAAAUUGAAAAUGGUUUUAAAGGUUUUACCAAUGCAGAAACAAAUCCAUGUAAACAUCGAGAUAAUGUUUAUGCAGAGCUAAUUAAGUUGAAAGAAAGUAAAUCCAAUACAGGCUUUAUAGGAUUCUCCAAAGAAGAUACUGCAAUGAGUAUUGGAUAUAAAUAUGUUGUUAAACAACUUGAACUUGCCAAAAAACAAAACAAUGUAGAUAAUCAUCAACAAAAUGUGAUCUGUGGUGGCAAUGGGAUCCAGAAAGGAAAAACAUUUAAUGAAGUUAUGGCAGCAUAUUUAUAUAAAAGUAAUAAUGAUAAUGAUGCAAAGUCAAAAGGGAAUUACAGCAAACCAAUUAAUGAUACAAAAAAAGAAAGUCCUACUGUGAAUAAUAAUAACCACAAUCACGACAAUUGGGUUGCUGAACAAGAAAUGAAGUAUAAACUUUUACCUGUAAAAGUGAAACUUGAAAGACUAAUGGAGUAUGGAUGUAAUAAUGCUAAGCGUGUGUCUGGCUCUCCACAGGUACCCAUAUAAUUAACAGUAGUAAAUAACAUUUAUAACAAGAAUCACGUCUUCAAUUAUUUUUUCAAAAAUAUUUGAAAAAAAGGAUCAGAAAGAAGUAUAUUUGUCUAACAGAUAUGAUCAACAAACUCUGAACCUAUUUAAGAUACGACUGUUCCCUACCUUUUCAGUACAAUCCACAAACUUACAAUGCGUGUUUAUUAGGUAUUUAUAUAAUUUCACUAUUUCAGUACCUAAAUUUAUAUUUUAUUUAUUAUAAUUUAUUAUGUCCAAUAUCAUACUAUUUGAUUAGGAACAUUUAAGUAAAUAAAAUUAAUUAUAAUAAUCAUUCAUCAAAUGAAAAUGAAUUGUAAUAAUGUUCUCUUCAAUAUUUUUUUCUAUGUUAAUUACAUUAUAUAAGUAAAUUUAUGUACAAUUUUAAUUUUCUUAAUAUAUUUAAGAAAACAAAAUCCUUCAUCAUAAAUUACAGUAUUUAACAAUCAACUAUUAAUUGUAAACAUGCAAUAAAGUACCUUCUGCUUAAUAAAGUAAAUACCAAGUACUUUAAAAUAAAUAUCUACACUGCCUGAAUUCAAUAAUAUAGUUAUUGUUUUGUAAUCCUAUUGGAUUCUUUACAAUCCUGUUGUAAAUUAAAUUAUUGUUUUGAUCAAUAUGAUGUUAUAUUUUAUUAUAAUAAAUUAAGUAAGCUAAUUUUUACUCAUUUUUUUUUUAUAUUUAUGUAUUCACACAACAUAUAAUAUAAAUUAUGUAAAUACUUUUUAAAUGUAAAUUUGUUUGUUUAUUUUAGAAUAAAAUUAUGGUUUUUAUUUGUACAUACUUUGUAAUAUGUAAUACCAUUAAAUAUAUACAUUUUGUUAAAUAUGUAUUGUUAAAAUAUAGUGUAAAUUUUUUUUAAACUUAAUAUUUUGUUAUUUAAGUUAAUUUACACUAAUCAUAUUAUUAUUAAGCAAUAUUGUUAUGGAAUGCAUUUUCUUUUCAGAUUAAAUUAUAAAGUAACAAUACCAUUUGGCUAAUGUUUAUUGUAUUCAUUGUAGAUUUUUUUUAAAUGUUGGAUAGUUAAAGACCAGAUCUCGUAAUAAAACACUGAGCAAAUUUUAUGAGGUCAGAUGUUGAAUAUAAAAUAUAAUUAUUAUUUAUUAUGAU
Molecule: messenger RNA, 4783 nt
Organism: Acyrthosiphon pisum (pea aphid)
Lineage: Eukaryota; Metazoa; Arthropoda; Insecta; Hemiptera; Aphididae
Product: biorientation of chromosomes in cell division protein 1-like 1
Exons: 9
Coding region: 272-3652 (1126 amino acids)
Biological process (GO): replication fork processing
Cellular component (GO): Set1C/COMPASS complex
Source: RefSeq, a predicted model, not a curated record